GCCAAUCAUCGAGGACGACGGGGACAGACUCCGGCUUGCGGCACAGGUCCCGCCCCGAGUUCCGGGAGCCCACUGACCCUGCGGUCUGAUCCUUGGAGGAUGGCUCAUGAGGAGGGCUGGAGCUUGCGCGAGGUGCGGGCGCGCGUGGGGGCCUCGCACGGUAUCACCGACCUGGCCCACAAGCUGCACUUCUAUGACCAAUGGGCCCCGGACUAUGACCAGGAUGUGGCUGCCCUGCAGUACCGUGCCCCCCGCCUUGCAGUGGACUGCCUCACCCAAGCCCUACCAGGCCUGCCCCUUGAUGCCCUGAUUCUGGACGUGGCCUGUGGCACCGGCCUGGUGGCUGCUGAGCUGCAGGCUCGGGGCUUCCUCCAGCUGCAUGGGGUGGAUGGGAGCCCAGGGAUGCUGGAACAGGCCAGAGCCCGCGGUCUCUAUCAGCGCCUCAGUCUCUGCACCCUGGGCCAGGAGCCUCUGCCCAGCUCUGAAGGAUCCUUUGAUGCUGUGCUGAUGGUGGGUGCCCUUAGUGAUGGCCAGGUGCCCUGCAGUGCAAUACCUGAGCUCCUGCGAGUUACCAAGCCAGGUGGGCUGGUGUGUCUGACCACCAGGACCAAUGCGUCCAACCUUCAGUACAAGGAGGCACUGGAGGCCACCCUGAAUAGGUUGGAGCAGGCCGGGGCAUGGGAACGUCUGGUGGCCUGGCCGUGGGCUGCUGGGAACUGGCCACUUCAGCGUUCGAGGUGGUGCCUGGCACUUCUGACGGUGAUCGCUUCAUCUCCGGCAUCAUCUACCUGUACCGAAAGCAGGAGGUGGCCCAGGUUGAGGGAGUGGGGCCCAGUCCCCAGCCCCUGGCUGGCCUCUGACCCUGCAUGUGGCCUCAGCCAGGCCUCCUCCACUUCGUCUGUAAAAUUGGGCCACUGCACCACCCUGUAUGAGAGCUCUGCCUAUUAAAUGAGUCCCAAGGGUAGGCAGCA
This is a messenger RNA of Manis javanica (Malayan pangolin), 971 nucleotides long. RefSeq names its product methyltransferase like 27 (gene METTL27). NCBI's taxonomy places the organism in Eukaryota, Metazoa, Chordata, Mammalia, Pholidota, Manidae. The record is from RefSeq and is a predicted model, not a curated record.